This is a messenger RNA of Dreissena polymorpha, 1858 nucleotides long. Its product is annotated as cyclin-D1-binding protein 1 homolog. Lineage: Eukaryota; Metazoa; Mollusca; Bivalvia; Myida; Dreissenidae. The record is from RefSeq and is a predicted model, not a curated record. Bases 61 to 1062 code for a protein of 333 amino acids. The transcript is spliced from 9 exons. Gene Ontology annotation, biological process: regulation of cell cycle. Gene Ontology annotation, cellular component: nucleus.
ACGUACAGUAGUGUGUAACCAUACAAGCGUCUAAUAGAUUCAGAUGAUUCUCAUGUAAACAUGGCGAAAACUUGUGAACAAAUUUGGGAAGAAUUUAAACAAAAUCUCGGACUUGUCAUAAACGAAAUCGACGAGUUUGAAGGCAAACAUGAAGCUGCUUCAAGUUUUACCUUGGAAGGAUUCUGGCAACAACUGGAUUCAGUUAACAAGGCGGUAUCUCAUGAAGCCACAAAGCUCAGCCUGGCAUACUCCCAUUCCCCUCCACCCAGCCCUGAAGAGUGUCAAAGCCUCCUUGCUUCUGUGGAGAAAACAAUGCUUGACUUGGUGCAUCUGUACUGCAGUCUUCCAAAAUCAUGUGGUGUGACUCUCUGCAGGACAGUGAAGCAGUCUGUCAAGCAGCUGUCAGAACAGAUGAAGACUCUGGCUGAGAUGAUAUCUGGUCAUUACACAGGGAGCCCGGAGCAGUUUCAGCAGACGGGGCUGGUGUGGCAGGAGAGUGCCCUAUUUCAGGCACUGCCCCACGACAACAAGGCUGCAGUCCUGUCUGUGCUGGAUGCCCAUGUUCCCAUGGUGGACGACGCACAUAAUGAACUCACCGAGGCAUUAAACUGUGACGAAGAUGACGACGGUCUGGAUGAGUUUCUUGGACUAGAUCUCAACACGUCAAACAGCCAGUGGAACGAGGCCGACAAGAAUGUGGCCCAGUACUGCCUUGGGCUGAUCAAGUGCUCUAAGUCCCUGCUGAAGAAAGCACGGUCCUCCAUUGGUGCUAAUGGUGAUCCAAGCACAGAGGCAGGCGUUGUGGAGUUGGACCACCUGGCUGAGCUGAUAGAGAGACUGAGUCCGGCUGUGGAUGAGCUUGCGUCUGGCGUGUACCCACCACUGCGUAGGGAUGUCGUUGCAGCGAGGGCACAAGAUGUUAAAAAGGCAAAUGAUGACGCUUUAAUAUUUUUGAAGAAGAGUCAUGUGACAACGGAGGACGAUCAGAAGUGGAUUGAGUUUCUGAAGAGAGCAAACUCUCACAACAUGAACAAACUGGAGUGCGCUCUCAGUGUCACAUGAUCAGUAAUGGGAAUAUUAUACUUGUGAAAGCUUUCAAAAUAACAACUUCAAAUACUGAUCUGCCAUCUGGAGCUUUUAAUUUUUAAGAACCAGUGCUGAUUGUUUGAAGUACCAAAUUGACUUAUAGCCACACAUGAUAUGCUCACACUAUUCACGGACCUGGACUGAAUAUUAAAAUGAUGGUUUUAGAACAAUUGGGAGUUAGAGUGAGCAAUAUCAAGUCUAAGUUGCGAAAGUGUUUAAUUUGUAACAUUUAUAAAUUUUAUCAAGACAUUUAAAUAAGUCCUUAGUAAUAAAAACAUUAUUUGAUGGGUACUAAGGCAAAGAACAUCAAACCUAUAUAACUAUGAAUAAUAGUUGUAUUGCUACAACUUUAAUAUGACUAACAGUACCAGAGAGAUUUGUAUAAAACACACCCUCUUGCAUUCAGCAUAUAGUGCUAUUUUGAAUGCGUUACACUUCCUUGAUGAUUGAUUACAAAGAAUGUUGAUCAUCUUUGGAAGUAGAAAUUGUGUCCAUUUUCAUUUUUCCAUAUAAGAAAAAUUGAUGAUUUAAAUUGUCGAAGGUAUUCUAUAUAUUUGUGUUCAUUUGAUAAAUCAAAUAUAUGUCCUGCAUGCUUUUUUGGAGAUUAAAUUUUCAGUUAUAUGUUUUUAGAAAAUCUUUUUCAGUUAUAUGUUUUUUAGGAAAUCUUAACAUACAUUACUCCUGUCCAUACUCCAAGCUUAUGGGUUUUAUUUGUAUGGCAACGGAUUGUUAUUGAUAGUUUUUGUUGAAUAUAAUAAAGACUGUAAACCUU